Ipomoea nil (Japanese morning glory) is the source of this 796-nucleotide messenger RNA. RefSeq lists its product as uncharacterized. Lineage: Eukaryota; Viridiplantae; Streptophyta; Magnoliopsida; Solanales; Convolvulaceae. Bases 23 to 361 code for a protein of 112 amino acids. The record is from RefSeq and is a predicted model, not a curated record. The transcript has 2 exons.
UUUACCUAUCUAUGGUCUGAAAAUGAAGACAACAAUAUUCCUUUUGGCUCUCUCCGCCAUUUCUUUCCUUCCGUUGGCCAUCUCCGGCGGUCUUCCCCCGCUCAUCCGCCUCCCCACAAAGGCCGACGUAACCAACGCCAUCUUAGACACGGCCGGCAACCCAGUGGUCGCCGGAGCCAAAUACUACGCCAUCCUAGCCCUCAUCGGCGUCGAAGGCAGCAUAAGCGUAGCUAACCUCAACACUACCGGAAACCCCUCAUCUUGCCCCACCGACGUCGUAAUAAACGAGACAUUAGCCGGCACCCAUCCCCCCGCCGUGGCUCUUCCUUUAACUUUCUACCCUCUAAAGCUCGAGGGCUAGGCCACCGACGACGCCAUCAUAUUGCAGUACCCACUGAACGUGGCCUUCGACUCGCCAGAUCCAUCGGAUCCCUGCGCUAAGGAGAAUGUUUGGAAGCUUAAUGAACCAUUUACAGCAGUACCCACAAUAGUGACCGGUGGCGUUAUAGGCAAGGAGGAUGAUCUGGGCAACUGGUUUGGGAUUCAGAACAACUUUAAUCGAAGAGAGUACCUUUUCAACUGGUGGCCAAGCCUUUGCCUUUUCUACAGGAUUGGUUACAGCCAUAUUGGCAGAGUCAGCGAUGGUUACCAGCUAGGAAUCAACUUCAACGACCAAUCUCUAUAUGCUUUUGAAUUGGUAAAGGCUGACUGAUCAAAGCCGUACGUUGAACCAUCUAUCAAAAAUCUUGCAUUGCAUGCAAUAUGUAUGUGUGUGUAUUAAUAAUUAGCGUUUAAA